GACUUAGGCGUCCCGGGGGUGGGGUCAGAUCUGGGCCCGCCUCCACCAGCGCCUGGGAGCCCCGGAGUGCGUGGCCCCCCGGUUUAUUUGGGGGGCUUCAGGUGCCGCCCAAGAGACCCUGGGCCCGUGCUGGGCGCAGCUGCCUCUUCACCUCUGCCUGUCCGUCUUUGUUUCUGGGUCUGUCUGGCUGUUCCCGAGCUUGUCCCCCCCACUCCAGAACUAAGCCUCCCCUACGCCAAAAGCCCAAGACUCCCCUCCCCUUUCCCAUGGCAGGCUACUUACCCCCCAAAGGCUAUGCCCCUUCGCCCCCACCUCCGUACCCCGUGCCAGCUGGGUAUCCAGAGCCAGCGGCGCUACAUCCUGGACCGGGACAGGCUCCAGUGCCCCCCCAGGUGCCUGCCCCGGCUCCCGGCUUCGCUCUCUUCCCCUCGCCGGGCCCGGUGGCUCCAGGGCCUCCUGCUCCCUUCGUGCCAUUGCCAGGGGUGCCUUCUGGCCUCGAAUUCCUAGUGCAGAUUGAUCAAAUCUUGAUUCAUCAGAAGGCUGAACGAGUGGAAACGUUCCUAGGCUGGGAGACCUGUAAUAGGUAUGAACUUCGCUCUGGAACCGGACAGCAACUGGGUCAGGCAGCUGAAGAGAGCAACUGUUGUGCCCGCCUGUGCUGUGGUGCCCGCCGACCACUUCGUAUCCGCCUUGCGGACCCUGGGGACCGCGAGGUGCUCCGCCUCCUCCGCCCACUUCACUGUGGUUGCAGCUGCUGUCCCUGUGGUCUUCAGGAGAUGGAAGUCCAGGCACCACCUGGCACCACCAUUGGCCAUGUGUUACAGACCUGGCAUCCCUGCCUUCCUAAGUUUUCCAUCCUGGAUGCUGAUCGCCAACCUGUUCUACGAGUUGUAGGGCCUUGCUGGACUUGCGGCUGUGGUACAGACACCAACUUUGAGGUGAAGACUAAGGAUGAAUCCAGAAGUGUGGGCCGCAUCAGCAAGCAGUGGGGAGGGCUGCUCCGAGAAGCCCUCACAGAUGCCGAUGACUUUGGCCUCCAGUUCCCAGUAGAUCUAGAUGUGAGAGUGAAGGCAGUGCUGCUGGGAGCCACGUUCCUCAUCGAUUAUAUGUUCUUCGAGAAGCGAGGAGGCACAGGACCCUCGGCCAUCACCAGUUAGAAGCCACCUCAGGAUGAGAAGACCAUCCCCUCAACUAGAACUUAAGAUGGUCACCUGCCCUGGACUUACCCUCCUGAAGCAGCCCUUUCCUUGGCAUACACUGCAGCGAACCUGCAGGGUGGCUGAGUGGUUGGGAGCCAUUGUGUCCCAUCCCUUCCCUCCUUUACCUGUGACCCUGCAGAGGAGCAUGUGUGAGACCAUCCUUGUGUUUACCAUCUCCGAGCAGUCCCUGUGCACACAUUAGCUUUUAAACUUCCGUGCCCUCUCCUUCCAGCCUUCCUCCAGGGUCUCUGCACAGGAGGGGGCAUCUGGAAUCCAGGACUCUGGUUAUACCCCAGGGCUUGUGGGUAAAAGGCAAGCGGCACCAAAGAUGGCAGACACCCCCUCCCUUUAUAGCACUUUAGCCAAUUAGUUUAGCUUCAGACUGUGGGCACUCUGAGGGGAUCCCUGCCUCCUUGCUAAUAGCUGUAGAGGUUGGGACCCAGUGCCAACUCCCUCACCCCCUGGGCCCUGCUGGUGCUUUCUGCAGCUUCCUGUGCCUUAUUUAACCGUUAACCCCUUCCUUCCCCUACUGUAGGAAGGAGGUCGUGUCUUUGUAUAUUGUACUCAUAUAAACUUUGCAACUUUUUAAACAGUAGAAGGCGAUGUGACGGGAGAGGGUAGAUACAGGAUAACACAAAGGGAGUGGCGUCUGCUGGGCUAGAGUCAGCCAGCCUAUAUAAUCUAUACUAUUUGGAUUAAAGAAAAAAAAAGUC
Molecule: messenger RNA, 1912 nt
Organism: Mastomys coucha (southern multimammate mouse)
Lineage: Eukaryota; Metazoa; Chordata; Mammalia; Rodentia; Muridae
Gene: Plscr3
Product: phospholipid scramblase 3
Exons: 8
Coding region: 267-1157 (296 amino acids)
Biological process (GO): plasma membrane phospholipid scrambling
Cellular component (GO): plasma membrane
Molecular function (GO): phospholipid scramblase activity
Source: RefSeq, a predicted model, not a curated record